Molecule: messenger RNA, 1483 nt
Organism: Cyprinus carpio (common carp)
Lineage: Eukaryota; Metazoa; Chordata; Actinopteri; Cypriniformes; Cyprinidae
Gene: dnaaf19
Product: dynein axonemal assembly factor 19
Biological process (GO): inner dynein arm assembly; determination of left/right symmetry; epithelial cilium movement involved in extracellular fluid movement
Cellular component (GO): outer dynein arm
Source: RefSeq, a predicted model, not a curated record
GACUGAGUUUUUUUUUUUUUUUUGGCGUCAGUACAUGUAAAUAUUUUUACAUAAAUAUUGUCUUGAGUAUUGACACUUGACAAAUGAGUAUAUGAAAACUAAAUGUAUUCAAUAAUGCAUUAACUUAAAGAACGCCAAUGAAAUGCAAGUCCUUAACAAAAACAAACAAAAAUAGCUUUUAACAUAAUGAAACUAAUAUUUCGUCUUAAAUGGUAACCAUGAAAUUAAUAUUUAAUAGAUUCCCUGGUUUAAAACCUUGUGUAUACAUUUAAGAAAUUGAAAGGUAAAACAAUUAAUACAUUUUUAAAACUUACGAUGAUUAUACACAAAUAAAUCCAGAAAAUACAAAACACAUUGUUCAGUUGUUUUUGAGAUAUUACUAAAUACUAUUCGAGCUGCACGUCUAUAUAAUAAUUCAGUCUUUUUAAAGUAGCUGAAUUAUACUUUUAUACUUUUUUUUUUUGUGCGUGUGUUUUGGUUAUGUUAUACAGUAUAUCCUGCAAAAUAUAUAUAAACAUGUUUUAAAUAAGCUUCGCUGAUCUGAAAAUCAAACUUUCCUGUUAGCGCCAACGCGUGAAUACGACGCGUGGUUGUUAUGGAGACCAGUUUGUUAUGGUUUGAGCUAGCAAGUUAACUUUAGCUGUGCUCGUAUUCAGUUGCUGAAUUUCUGUCAUUUGAGGUAAAUAACAUUAUCAGUUCUCCUCAUAAAAAUAAAUUGUUGGUCUUUUCACGUAACAGUAAGAGCAGGUAUGGAGAAAUCUGAUAUGAUAAAUUUCAGUCAGCUUGAAAAAGAGCUACAAGCGGCGCUGGAAGCGGACAGGAAGUAUCAGAGGGAAAACGAUGCCAAGUUUCGUGCUUUAAACCAAAAUGUCGCCAGCUAUGAAGAAUUCAGGGAUAUAGUACUUGCGUCUCACUUAAAGCCCCUUGACAGAAAGGACAUCUCUGGUGCGCCUCGAAAGCAGCCAUGGAAUCCCAUUGCUUUUGGCACAAAGCAUGCAAGUGCUUUAUCUGAGGAGGUCCAGCCAAAGUUAUCUGAGAUCCAACCAAGAAGUGCAUCAGAAUUCUUCCGUGACUGGCGCAGGUUCGCAGGAAGCUCACUGGAAAAGUACAGUCUCCUCGUGAGUCUGGGAGGCGAGGCUCUGCGGGAAAUCUUCAGAACUGAGGUUGGCCUAGGUCUUCUCGGCGAGUUCCUUCUGAUUCUGUCGCAGUGUCUUAAGUCAGGGGAUGAGGAAAUAGUGACCGGAGUGCUGGACGGCCUUUCCAGAACUGGCCGUUUUGGCCUUAACCUGUCUCUUCUUAGUCAGGCUGAACAAAAAGCCCGUGAGGAGCUUUUCCACAAGCUACAAGUUGCAGCAGGUGAUUCUUCUGAAACUUCAGUGGCUUGUGAGGCCAGUCUUACAGCAAAACUGAAAGUGUUAAUGGGAAAAUAUGGCAUCCAGAAAUAGUUUGUAUUGAAAUUCCAUUGUACCUUAAGCAGUUUUUA